AUGGCAGAAACUUUUUCCUCUUCCCAUAAUUUACAAAUGUCGUCUUCCAAACAAUCUUCCUUGUUUGGUUAUUCUUCCACAAAAACUUCACCAAAUAGCCAACCAAAUUCCCCUGCUGAUUCAGCAAUUGGCACAGCUUCAGAUUCAAUGCAAAGUCCCCCACCAAAUAAUUUAUUUUCUUCUCCAAAACGUCCAAUUCCACUUCCAAGGAUUGUUCCUCUACCGUCUCCUCAACCAUCAUUAAAUCUUAAAACUAACACAGAUUCUUCAUAUAAUCAAGCACCGCCUAGACCACCAAAGAAAACAGCAGGUGCGCGGAAUUUUACAAAUAAAAGAAGAAUUGGGCUUUCGGUUCCAAUAUUAGAAAGAAUUGUGUGUGAAAGGGAUUUUGAGAAAAUUAUAAAAGAAACGGAAAUUCUCUCUGCGGGACCUGAAACAAGCCAAAAAGAAAUAAUUGCUGAAUCUAGAUUAAGUCGAGAAUGUCUUUUACCGAAAAAGAAGGAAGAUGAGGGAAAUGAAGAAGAAGGAGGGAUUUUGGAGGAAGGAAUAGUUGAGAAUAAACGUUAUUAUUUAUUCGAUCCGCUUCGUCACGAAUAUCGCCUUUAUUAUGCCCGUGAAGUUCGACUUCGUAGUGAAACUAAUUUAAAUACAAUUGGAUUGGAUGAAGAUAACGAAAUAAAUAAAAAUGAAGAAUUUGGAAAAGGAAAAAUAAAAUUAUUUGAGAAGGAAAGCAAAACCAUUACGGAACCCCCUAAAAGAAGGCACAGUGCAGGGGCUUCUGCCCGUAUUCGAAGACCUGUUCCACCUCCGAAUAAAAUUCAACAAACAUCAAUGAAUGAGUUAAAAAUGAAUGCAAAUAUUGGACAGAAUUUAACAACAAAUCCAAUCCAAAACAGAAACGAAGCAGAACAAAAAAGGGUUUUCCAACCUUUACCGCUUGGUGCAUUUGAGAGAAAUACAAAUAUGAGAAAAGCAAUCUCUCCAACAAUUUCGAAGUACUUCAGACCUUCCCAGACGUACUCAAUGGUCUGGAAAUGCUAA
Messenger RNA from Meloidogyne enterolobii, 1041 nucleotides. The record is from the annotation of a GenBank genome assembly. NCBI's taxonomy places the organism in Eukaryota, Metazoa, Nematoda, Chromadorea, Rhabditida, Meloidogynidae.